Humulus lupulus (European hop) is the source of this 811-nucleotide messenger RNA. RefSeq names its product 14 kDa proline-rich protein DC2.15-like. The record is from RefSeq and is a predicted model, not a curated record. Lineage: Eukaryota; Viridiplantae; Streptophyta; Magnoliopsida; Rosales; Cannabaceae. The transcript has a single exon. The coding region runs from base 128 to 484 and encodes 118 amino acids.
CCUCCCAAUAGAGCACCAUCUAUAUAUCACAAACCCAAGACAAUAACCUUAAUAAUACAUUUAUAUAUCUUUUCCUCUCUUCAAUCUCUCUCUCUCUCUCUCUCCUUAGCCAAAAUAUUAACUAGCCAUGGCUUCUACUAACAAGAUCUUUGCAGCCAUUCUAAUAAUGUCCAUCCUCUUCCACACUUCCAACGCUUGUAAUAGUAAGUGCAAGCCUUCUCCGGCCGCAUACUGCCCUAGGGACACGUUGAAGCUCGGCGUCUGCGUUGACGUACUCGGAUUGGUCAACUUAGUGGUGGGUAGCCCUCCUACUAGCAAAUGCUGUGCUCUUCUUGAAGGCUUGGCUGACUUAGAGGCCGCCUUGUGCCUCUGCACCGCUCUUAAGGCCAAUGUGCUUGGUGUCAACAUCAACGUCCCCGUUGCUCUUAGUGUGCUCGUUAGUGCUUGCCAAAAAACAGUUCCACCAGGCUUCACAUGCAAAUAAAUUAUUCUUAAGAUUGGAUUCAGUACGUAAGGGUUACUAUAUGAUUAUUUUCUUGGAGGGGUGGUACUGUUUCAAAUUAUAUACUGUCUAGCUAAUUAGUAAUUAAUUCGUUGCAUGUUUUUUUAAUUAAUUUUUUGUUUUUAUUCUGCUUAAUUGUGAUUUCUCCAAUAUUAUGAGUUGGAGAUGGGUCAAGUGGAGAUCGAGUACGUAGUUAAUGUUAUUAUAUAAUUCGUUUCAACAAUAAGUAGGCACCUCUUUGCCUUAGUCUGGUGUAAGAUCUGUUGUUAAUUUAAUAAUACGUACGUACUAUUUGUUAUUGUGCUUAAA